Molecule: messenger RNA, 1956 nt
Organism: Drosophila innubila
Lineage: Eukaryota; Metazoa; Arthropoda; Insecta; Diptera; Drosophilidae
Gene: RunxB
Product: mediator of RNA polymerase II transcription subunit 1
Exons: 5
Coding region: 1-1956 (651 amino acids)
Biological process (GO): regulation of DNA-templated transcription
Cellular component (GO): nucleus
Molecular function (GO): RNA polymerase II cis-regulatory region sequence-specific DNA binding; DNA-binding transcription factor activity, RNA polymerase II-specific; ATP binding
Source: RefSeq, a predicted model, not a curated record
AUGCACAUUUCAGCUGAGGUAAGUUCGACCACCUCAAACCAAACAAAGCAACAGCAGCAGCAACAUCAACAGCAGCAGCAACAACAACAACAACAAGCGACACAGCAGCAACAUACAACGGCAACAACAACAAUAACAACAACGGGCAGCACAACGAAGCGACGCAAUGCAGAGAGCAAUAAUAACAACAGCAAUACCAACAACAACAACAACAACAACACUAACAGCAAUAACAACAACAACAACAAUAGCAAUAGCAAUACGAAAAGCAAACCCGUGGAUACCAGUCCAUAUUUGACACCAGAAAAUCUGAUCGAGCGCACCGUCGAUGUCCUGUUAGCGGAGCAUCCUGGUGAGCUUGUGAAAACAGGCUCACCACAUGUGGUCUGUACCACACUGCCCACCCAUUGGCGCUCCAAUAAGACAUUGCCCAUUGCUUUCAAGGUGCUGGCUCUGGGCGAGGUCAUGGAUGGCACCAUUGUCACCAUACGAGCUGGCAACGAUGAGAACUUUUGUGGUGAGCUACGCAACUGUACCGCCGUCAUGAAGAACCAGGUGGCCAAGUUUAAUGAUCUUCGGUUUGUCGGACGCAGCGGCAGAGGUAAAAGCUUUACGCUGACUAUUGUCAUCUCAACGAAUCCCAUACAAAUCGCCACCUAUACGAAGGCCAUCAAGGUGACUGUCGAUGGUCCCCGAGAGCCGCGCUCCAAGGUGCGUCAUCAGGGCUUUCAUCCGUUCGCCUUUGGACCACAGCGCUUUGGCCCAGAUCCACUUAUGGCCGGAUUGCCCUUCAAGUUGCCAGGUUUCGCACAUCAUUUGGUGGGGAUGCACAGUCAUCUGCAUGCACCGGAUUGGAGAGCUCACAUGGCGCUGGGAGGACGUCCAGGGUUUCCAGCUGGACCUUUCUUUGCACAUCACCAUGGAGCUGGCUUUCCGGCUGCGGCGGCGAGUGGACUGCGUGGCUUAAGCGGUAAGUAUCAAUCACAUCUAGAGAGUCAGCAGCAGCAGCUGUCGACGGUGGGCGCGGCGCAUAGUACGACAAGUCCGGAGGGAUCGCCGACGACCACGACGACGAGUGCGACACUGAGUGCGUUUGUGCAACCGCCGGCUGGUAAUGCCGGCUCACCACCCCUGACCUUGACGCUGACCAGUCUGCAGCAUCACGACAAUAACAACAACAACAGCAGCAGCAACAUCGAUGCGGGAUUCGAGAGUGACAGCAUCUCGGUGACGGGAUCACCGCGCAAGAGCAUCAGUUCGUUGACACACGACGAGGAGGAGCCCGAUGCCGAUGCCGAGGCGGCACGCAGUCGGAGUCCCACGCUGCUCAGUGCGGAUGCCAGCAGUGUGGCAACGCUAGCUGAGCCGGCACCAGGCAGCGGAGGAGGUGCAGGUGGAGGUGGAGGUGCCUUUACGGCACUCAUUCAACGCAGCAAGAAUCCCACGGAACUGUUUGGCGGAUUUGCCGCCGCCGGAGCGGGACACUUUGCUCCGUCGGCGCACAGCUUCAAUCCGGCGCUGGCGGCCCAGCUCUUCCUGCAGAGUCCACUGUUGCCACAGUCGAGUCAGUGGCUCUACACGCAGCUCUACGGCAGCUACAGUGAACUCCCCUGGUUGCGCAGCGCGGCGGCGGCAGCAGCAGCCGGUACAGCACCACAGCAGCAGCAGCAGCAGGAGCCAGUUGCUCCACCCACGGUAUCCACGGAUGCCGAUGGCGUUAAUCUCAUCAAGCGUUGCGUCACACUGAUCACACACAAUCCACCGGAUGCGGAGAAUGCCAAUCCCAAUGCCUCGCCACCUGUGAGCUCCACACGCCGCUCCCCCUCGCCCGUGGAGACCAUCGAUCUGGACGAUGUCAGCACCACAUCGCGUUCGGCCAGCGGCUCCAGCGGAGCGGGCGGACCGAUCCGUACACGUACGCCCAAACCGACGGCGGAUGUCUGGCGUCCCUACUAG